This is a messenger RNA of Balaenoptera ricei (Rice's whale), 3252 nucleotides long. It is a transcript of the gene GATAD2A, whose product is annotated as GATA zinc finger domain containing 2A. Gene Ontology annotation, biological process: negative regulation of transcription by RNA polymerase II. The transcript has 13 exons. The record is from RefSeq and is a predicted model, not a curated record. NCBI's taxonomy places the organism in Eukaryota, Metazoa, Chordata, Mammalia, Artiodactyla, Balaenopteridae. The coding region runs from base 378 to 2405 and encodes 675 amino acids. Gene Ontology annotation, cellular component: NuRD complex. Gene Ontology annotation, molecular function: sequence-specific DNA binding.
GGCAAUUUCAGUGUGAGACGGAGCGGCGAGACCGAGCGGCGGCUUCGAGCGCUGUGCGGCGGCUCCUCCCGCCCGGGGUCAGCGCCCCGGCGCGCGCACGCGCACCCCCGCCGCCCGAACGCGCUCCGCGCCACCCGCUCAGUCUGUCCGUCGACCGUCCGUCGUCCUGUCGCCGCGACUCCGCCGCCGCGGGCGCCACCUGAGGGAGCUGCCGCCGCGGGACCCAAGCGGACUGGAUACGACCCUGCCACCCGAGGCCGCCCGGGGCCCAGCAGCCGCCCGCAGAGGCGCCGAGCAACUUCGGUUGGCCAGCUCAUUGACGGAAGUUGCCUUUUGACAUAGCUCCCACCAUGGCCGGCUGGUAGGACCACCGUCCCAUGCCCAGAAGCCAGUUCAGAAUGACUGAAGAAGCAUGCCGAACACGGAGUCAGAAACGAGCGCUUGACCGGGACCCAGCAGAGGACGAUGUGGAGAGCAAGAAAAUAAAAAUGGAGAGAGGAGUGUUGGCUUCAGAGUUAAACGCUGACGGAGACAUGAGAGUGACGCCUGAGCCAGGAGCAGGCCCAGCCCAAGGGUUGCUGAGAGGCGCAGAGGCGAUGGCCAUGGGCAGAGGCGAAGGGCAGGUGGGCGAUGGGCCCGUGGACAUGCGAACCACACACAGUGACAUGAAGUCCGAGAGGAGAGCCCCUUCGCCCGACGUGAUCGUACUCUCUGACAACGAGCAGCCUGUGAGCCCGAGGGUGAAUGGGCUGACCGAGGAUGCCUUGAAGGAGACCAGCACUGAGGCCCUUAUGAAAAGCAGUCCUGAAGAACGAGAAAGGAUGAUUAAGCAACUAAAAGAAGAGUUAAGAUUAGAAGAAGCAAAACUCGUUUUAUUGAAAAAGUUGCGGCAGAGUCAAAUACAAAAGGAAACUACCACCCAGAAGCCCGCAGGCUCCACUGGGAGCUCUGUGACCACCCCUCCCCCGCUUGUACGGGGCACCCAGAACAUUCCUUCCGGCAAGCCAUCACUUCAGACCUCUUCAACUCGGAUGCCUGGCAGUGUCAUCCCACCACCCCUGGUCCGUGGCGGGCAGCAGACGUCCUCGAAGUUAGGGCCACAGGCGAGCUCGCAGGUCGUCAUGCCCCCACUCGUCAGGGGGGCCCAGCAGAUCCACAACAUCAGACAACAUUCCAGCACGGGGCCACCACCGCUCCUCCUGGCUCCCCGGGCAUCUGUGCCCAGUGUGCAAAUUCAGGGACAGAGGAUCAUCCAGCAGGGCCUCAUCCGCGUCGCCAACGUCCCCAACACUAGUCUGCUCGUCAACAUCCCACAGCCCUCCCCAGCAUCGCUGAAAGGAACGACAGCCACUUCUGCUCAGGCCAACUCCACCCCCACCAGUGUGACCUCCGUGGUCACCUCUGCUGAUUCUCCAGCCAGUCGACAGGCAGCUGCCAAGCUUGCACUGCGCAAACAGCUGGAGAAGACGCUGCUUGAAAUCCCCCCACCCAAGCCCCCCGCCCCUGAGAUGAACUUCUUACCCAGCGCUGCCAACAACGAAUUCAUCUACCUGGUCGGCCUGGAGGAGGUGGUGCAGAACCUGCUGGAGACGCAAGCGGGCAGGAUGUCAGCCGCCGUUGUGCUGUCCCGGGAGCCCUACAUGUGUGCACAGUGCAAGACGGACUUCACGUGCCGCUGGCGGGAGGAGAAGGGCGGCGCCAUCAUGUGCGAGAACUGCAUGGCGUCCAACCAGAAGAAGGCACUCAAGGUGGAGCAUACGAGCCGCCUGAAGGCUGCCUUUGUGAAGGCGCUACAGCAGGAGCAGGAGAUCGAGCAGCGCCUCCUACAGCAGGGCGCCGCCCCCGCGCAGGCCAAGGCCGAGCCUGCUGCCGCCCCACACCCUGCACUGAAGCAGGUCAUAAAACCCCGGCGUAAGUUGGCGUUCCGCUCGGGAGAGGCCCGCGACUGGAGUAACGGGGCUGUGCUACAGGUCAGAACUGCGGUGCCGGGAGCCCCCUGCACCGAACCACCAACCAGCCCUCACAUCCCAGACCGUGACCACGUCAGUCGCCGACUGUCACACUGCCUGUGUCUGUCUGCCUCCAGCCAGCUGUCCCGGGGCUCGGCCACAACGCCCCGAGGCAUCCUGCACACGUUCAGCCAGUCACCCAAACUGCAGAAUGCAGCCUCGGCCACAGCCCUCGUUAGCAGGACCGGCAGACAUUCCGAGAGAGCCGUGAGCGCUGGCAAGGGCAAUGCCACCUCCAACUGGAAGAAGGCGCCCCUGAGUACAGGCGGGGCCCUUGCAUUUGUCAGCCCGAGCUUGGCGGUGCACAAGACCUCCUCAGCUGUGGACCGCCAGCGGGAGUACCUCCUGGACAUGAUCCCACCACGCUCCAUCCCCCAGUCGGCCACGUGGAAAUAGUGUGAGCCGGGCCCAGUGGAGAACAGGCUCCCUCCUCCCUCCCACCUGGCCCCACCACCUUCCACCCGGGAAGACACCCUGCUCCCCGAGAGGGCGAGUAAGCGCCGGCCGCGCUGCGGAAGUGAGAGUUCCGAUCUUGGCUGCAAAGUCUCAUCGACGUGGGGGGACCACUUCACAGGUGGACCAGGAUUAUUACUGGGGACCUUUCCCAUGGGCUUUCUUCCUUUCUUUGCCUUUAGUUUGCCCAACACCAGCAGAAAAGUGGACCUUGGGGGCUGGUUCUGCUCCUCGCCCUCUCCUUCGGCCCCCCGAAGGGCACAUGGACGGCUCACCCUAGACACUGUGACAUGCUCGGGCAGUGGCGCCCGGGGCUUCUGAAGUUGAGCGGAGCAUUCUGUUUUGUUUUUGCUUUUCCCUCUGUCUUAGCCUCCUAAUCUUUGACUGCCUUCCUUCAUGGCAAUCUCUAGGUUGACAGAUUUUUUUUAAUCACCUCACGAUGAUGGAGUUUAAUGUAAACCGUGCAGACCCAGGGUUCCCUGCCAAGCACGGCCCCCAUGCCCUGGAGGGUGGGCCUCUGACCACCCAGCCCUUGCUCCAGCAGAAGGCCUCUGCUGCUGCUCGUCCCGGAGACCCCCGACCUUCCACACUUAAGCAGAAGAACAAACUGCAACCCAGACCCAGCCAGAGAGCCCGGGAUCCUGGAAGCUGAGAACCGUCAACAGAGUAGGGAGGAGAGAAUCAGCAGCAACAUCCAGAGCCUGAGCGGGAAGUUGGGAGGGGCUGGCUGUUGUGGUUUUUGUUGUGGUGGUUUAUUUUAUUAAAUUCUUUCCUUUUCUUUUCCUACUUA